AUGUCUUCCUCACCGUCUCAGUCGCAACCCAAUGCUGGUCCGAUCAAAGCCGUCAUCUUCGACUAUAUGGGGACAUGUCUCGACUGGCACGGCGCCGUCACGCUGGGCCUCCCAGACACCAUUCCAGCAUACCAAAGAUCGCCACUGGCGCUGGCGUGGAGGCAGCAGUACUUCCGCGAGAGCGAACGGCGCGUCAGCAAGGGCUCGCCGGUGGAGGAUGUGGACACGACGCUGAAGCGGGCGCUCGACCACGUCCUGCACCAAGAUACGCACUUUCGGACUCUCGCCAUUCACUUCGAUGCAAGAUCGGCGGAGGAGGCCAUCCAGUCGUGGCACCGGCAGCGAGCGUGGGCCGAGGUGCCGGCGGCGCUCAAGGCGCUGCGUGGCCUUGGUUGCGAGGUCUACAUGCACGCCAACGGAUCGACACGCCUGCAGAUCGACAACACUCGCGCGGCCGGUCUUAACGAUGGCACGUUCGACCUGCUCAUGUCCAGCCAGCUGCUGGGCGAGUACCUGCCGAACCCACGCGCUUACGAGAGGGCUCUCGAGCUUAUCAAGCUCCGGCCUGAACAGGUAGUGAAGGUCGCAGCCCAUGCGUACGACAUUAGGGGGGCAAAGAAGGCCGGCAUGAAGACAGUCUACGUCAAGCGCUGGACGGAUGACAUUGACGUGGAUAAGGAAGAGGCCGGGAAGGAGUUUGAUGCCGUACUGGAUGACAUGUCAAGACUGCCGGAAGUUAUUGCCAGAUUACAAGGUUGUGAAUAA
This is a messenger RNA of Neoarthrinium moseri, 765 nucleotides long. RefSeq lists its product as uncharacterized. Gene Ontology annotation, molecular function: hydrolase activity, acting on halide bonds, in C-halide compounds. The transcript has a single exon. The coding region runs from base 1 to 765 and encodes 254 amino acids. NCBI's taxonomy places the organism in Eukaryota, Fungi, Ascomycota, Sordariomycetes, Amphisphaeriales, Apiosporaceae. The record is from RefSeq and is a predicted model, not a curated record.